Camellia sinensis is the source of this 1270-nucleotide messenger RNA. Its product is annotated as nuclear pore complex protein GP210. The record is from RefSeq and is a predicted model, not a curated record. NCBI's taxonomy places the organism in Eukaryota, Viridiplantae, Streptophyta, Magnoliopsida, Ericales, Theaceae.
AUACCCUCAGAAUCCAGUCCUCCACCUUGGAAGUCGGCUUAACUUCAGUGUAGAAGGAUUAAAUGAUCAAGUGUUUGGCCUUUGGUUGAGUGCCAAUGAAAGUGUUAUAUAUGUGGACAUGAUGUCUGGAAAAGCUGAAGCCAUUGGGGAAGGUACUACUUGAGUUAUCUUUAAAAAUUCAAGUUUGAAACUACAAACAGCAGUUACAGUGUUGAAAGGGACUAUUGUGUUUAUUGAUGCUCCCAAAGAGAUGUUAACAAACGUUCCCAUCCCAGCAAAAGGAUAUAGCUUCCCCGUGAGGUUCAGUGAUGAUCAUUACCACAAGUCUGAAGCUCCUCGGAACGACUUGCAAGUCCUUAAUGACUGUAGAGUGGACCCAACUUUUGUCGGAUAUGCAAAGCCAUGGAAGGAUCUCUCUGGAAAUUCAUAUUGCCUCUUCUUCCCUUACUCUCCGGAGCAUUUAGUACAUUCUAUUCCCAAGUCAAAAGACAUGAGACAGGAUUUAUCUGUUUCUGUCCAUGUUUUGUUAAGAGGAGCCAAUCAUAUCUCUGGAUCUGCAUCUGCUUCUGCCCUCUUUGUUGGAGGGUUUUCCAUUUUAGAAAUGGACAAGGAUUCAAUGCGGUUAUAUCUGAUGCCAGACUCUAACUGUAGUAUUAUAACCAUUGUAGGGAAUACAGAUGUUGAAGUCCAGUGGCAUGACCGGGAUCAACUGAUGAUCAAUCUCACCCAUAGAGAAGAUUUUGGGCUUGGAGGGCGUGCACAAUAUGAGGUCAAAGGGAUUCUGGCUCAAAAGUUCACAGAUACAGUGAUCAUCACACUCCCGGCCAAUGGUCAAAGAGUGGAAAUUGAUGUUGACUAUGAACCUGGAGGGAAAUCAGCAUCAGCAACGACUAGUAAUAUUACCUUAUAGGCGAGCAUACUCGGGUGCAUCACCCUUCUGGUAUUGACAGUGGCAAUCUUCAUUUGUUACCUGGACAAAUCAGGUCGAUCUCGGCCUUACACUGCGCCUGCCGCACCAAAUAUUGCUGGUCCAGUUACACCUGAUCGUAGUAGUAUUUAUGCAAUCCAAUAAAAUUUAACAUUUCUCCUUUCAAAUUAAUGUGGCUCCUAUAGGCUAUUUUACUGUCUCAUUUUAAGUUUUAAAGAUUUAUUAUAGCAUGUCACUACACUACAAUUUUUUUUUUAUGCUUUUGGUUAGGAAUUAAUGUAAUGUUUGGAUUUCAUAUUUAUGAAAGAGAAGUGUAUGGAAUACAAGUUUUUUUUUUUUUUU